This is a messenger RNA of Ziziphus jujuba (common jujube), 1638 nucleotides long. RefSeq lists its product as uncharacterized. Lineage: Eukaryota; Viridiplantae; Streptophyta; Magnoliopsida; Rosales; Rhamnaceae. The record is from RefSeq and is a predicted model, not a curated record. The transcript has 5 exons. Gene Ontology annotation, molecular function: glycosyltransferase activity. Bases 1 to 1638 code for a protein of 545 amino acids.
AUGGCGGUCUGUGAACAGUCUUCCUCUGUUUUGGAUCCUCCGGAGAUCGGUAGUUGGAAAAAUCAAGCUCAAGCUGUUGCUCAGUCCCAGAAUGAGCAGAUGACUUCUGCAUCAUUAAGUAUAGAGUUCGGCAUGGAGUACCCUUUUCUUUAUUUUCGUAAGCUAUGCCAUAACAGAACUCGAAGAUGGCUUUUUUUGGUUGGGAUAGUUGCUGUUACUCAUUUACUGUUCCAAUCCCUCUUGCUUCCAUAUGGAAAUGCUCUUCUUUCUUUAUUGCCAGACCACGAUGAUCCAACAUAUGUUAAAAAUGAAUUCCCGACUGUAGGUUCUUCCACCAAGCCUGUGAUGGUUCGCAACCCUCUUACAGUUAAUGCUUCGGAUUUGAUUGACCCAUCUGUGAUUGUCAGGUUGGAAGGAUAUGCUGACAAAGUUGAAGCUGGAGGAAUUGGAUUUGAUAGUGGACUCAUUGGAAAUGAAAGAAUUAAGUAUAAAGGAAAUGGCCUUCAUGAUACUUCUGAACAUGUUGUGGAUAGGGACGUAGAUAACAGCUAUCCUACUAAGGAAGAUGGAAGUAAAAGAUUUAAGGAGAUGAAUUUUGCAUCAGAAGGAAAAGGCCUUCAUAAUACUUCUGAAAAUGCUGUGGAUAAAGAUGUAGAUAACAAUUAUCCUACCAAGGAAGUUUUGGGUAUGAAUGGAAGUUUGGUGUUGGUGAGUGUUGAAAAUAAGGAAAGUGGUUCUAUUCUAAAUAAGGCUGACAAGGACAUCGAGCAUCAGUUUGUGGAACAACAGAUAGUGAAGCCUAAUCAUAAAGUUUCUUUAGAAAAUAAUGUAAGUCUGACAGUAAAAAAACGUGAGAGUGACUUUCACACUUCUUUUCAAUCCUCUCCUCUUGCGUCAUUGCCAUCAACUUUAAACGAUACCUCUAUUUUGAAGACCUUAACUUCUGGAAACAAUGUUUCGUCUGGUUUGGCUUCCCAGGAGUUUGAUCUGGUAAAUUUGGGAAAUCAUUCUUUGACAAUGACUAUUCCUGGAAUAAAGAAGAUGAGGAGUGAAAUGCCACCGAAAUCAAGAACAUCAAUACAUGAGAUGAACCACAUACUACUGAGGCACCCACGUUCAAUGAAACCACGACGGUCUUCAGUACGUGACCAGGAAAUUGUAGCUGUUAAGAAAGAAAUUAUGCAUGCUCCUAAUGCAAUAAAUGAUCAAGAACUUUUUGCUCCUCUAUUUCGAAAUGUUUCCAUGUUUAAAAGGAGUUAUGAACUCAUGGAACGCACUUUUAAAGUCUAUGUCUACAGGGAUGGGGUGAAACCCAUCUUUCAUCUGCCAAUAAUGAAGGGAUUAUAUGCUUCAGAGGGAUGGUUUAUGAAAUUGAUGGAGGGAAAUAAGCAAUUUGUUGUGAAAGACCCCCGGAGAGCUCAUCUAUUUUAUAUGCCAUUUAGUUCACGUAUGCUAGAGUACACCCUUUAUGUACGCAACUCUCAUAAUCGGACAAAUCUACGCCAAUAUUUGAAGGACUACUCAGAAAAAAUAGCUGCAAAAUAUUCUUACUGGAACAGGACUGAUGGAGCAGAUCACUUUCUUGUUGCUUGCCAUGACUGGGUAUCCUCUUUAUGCAUAUUUGAUGUCUCUUUUUAA